CCCUCUGCCUCUUUUCCAGCCCAGAACGUGACGGUGGACGAGAUCGUCAGCGCCUACAAGCAAGCCUGCCAGAAGCUCAACUGCAAGCAGAUCCCCAAGCUGCUGAAGCAGAUCCAGGAAUUCAAAGAUCUGGCCCCCAGGAUAGAUUGCCUGGACCUGAAAGGGGAGAAGCUGGAUUACAAGGCCUGCGAGGCGCUGGAGGAGGUUUUCAAGCGGGUGCAGUUCAAAAUCGUUGACUUGGAGCAAACGAGCCUGGAUGAGGACGGCGCCUCGGCGCUGUUUGACAUGAUCGAGUACUACGAGUCGGCCACGCACCUCAACAUCUCCUUCAACAAGCACAUCGGCACGCGGGGCUGGCAGGCGGCCGCGCACAUGAUGAGGAAGACCAACUGCCUGCAGUACCUGGACGCCCGCCACACGCCGCUGCUGGACCACUCGGCCCCCUUCGUGGCCCGCGCCCUGCGCAUCAGCAGCAGCCUGGUGGUGCUGCACCUGGAGAACGCCAGCCUCUCGGGGCGCCCCCUGAUGCUGCUGGCCACGGCGCUGAAGAUGAACGUGAACCUGCGCGAGCUGUACCUGGCCGACAACAAGCUGAACGGGCUGCAGGACUCGGCGCAGCUCGGCAACCUGCUGAAGUUCAACUGCUACAUCCAGAUCCUCGACCUGAGGAACAACCACAUCCUCGACUCAGGUCAGGCCCCUUCCGCCUCCGCCGAGCGACUCGGCCGCGGGCGAGGGGGGAAAAGAGGAGAGGAUCGCCCUCCCCUGCCCCUCUUCUCCCUGAGCUGCGGCC
This is a messenger RNA of Oxyura jamaicensis (ruddy duck), 793 nucleotides long. Its product is annotated as protein phosphatase 1 regulatory subunit 37-like. The record is from RefSeq and is a predicted model, not a curated record. The transcript is spliced from 6 exons. Lineage: Eukaryota; Metazoa; Chordata; Aves; Anseriformes; Anatidae. The annotation marks the transcript as partial. Gene Ontology annotation, molecular function: protein binding.